AUGGGUUGCUGGUCCGAGGACCUUCCUCUGGACGUGCUCUCGCUCAUCUCCACUUUCCUCACCAAAAACUCCGACUACAUCCGGUUCCGAUCCGUCUGCGUCUGGUGGCGACGCGCAGCAGCAGCCGAGCCCCGCCAUCUCCCUCUCCAGCAGCUACUGCUGAUCCGUCCCAACAUCCGUCCCAACACCGUCAACAGUGCGAAUCGAGGCUUCUGCAGCCUCUCCACCAAAAAAACCCACUGGAUCCAGCUCCCGGAAACCCUCCAGAAGCGGUGUUGCGGCUCCUCCCAUGGCUGGCUGGCCUUCGUCGACCGCAGCCCCGACGUUUUCCUCUUCAAUCCACUCACCAGAGCUCGGAUCGACCUCCCGGCCAUAACGACCCUCGACUGCGUGGACCAAGCUUCUAAACGUCGGGACGAGUACCGUGUUCGAUACCGAACCGGCCGCGAGGAGGUCCGUUGCUCAACAUGGAUGCGCGACUACUGCAUUGGAAAGAUCGUUCUAUCCUCGAGUCCGCAUGCAGGUGUUCCUUGGACCGCCAUGGCCCUUCUCGGUUUAACAGGCGAUAUCAUGCUCUGGAGGCCUGGGGACGCGAAUUGGACCGUCAUCGUUCGAAGAGCGCCUACACUUGAUAUCGCUUGCUGCAACGGGCUGUUUUAUUCUUUCGACCGCGCCGGAAAACUUGCGGCGGUGGAUGCUGAUCCCUCCGCCGAUGCCAAAGCGACCGACGUCAUGGGUGGCUUGUCCGCCUCAAUCUGGUACAAGAACUACCUGGUGGAGUCCGGUGGCGAGCUCUUGUUGGCCGUCCGGCAUGAAUAUGAUUUGGACGCCCGGCCCGGUUGCAAGACCUGUUGUUUUGACGUUUGCAAGCUGCUCGAUCUGAAGGGAAAGCCCAAGCGCUCGAUGGUGAAGAGUUUGGGCGACCGAGCAUUGUUCCUGGGAAAAAACCAUUCCUUCUCCCUGUCCUCCGCCGAUAUUCCUGGAUGCAGAGGAAAUUGCAUCUACUUCACCGACGACUUGCUGGGCUACGUGCAUGGCCACAUCCGAGGACAUGAUUCACGCAGAUGCAGCAUAGAAGAUGAUAGCAUACGGCCAUCGCCAUGCCCCCCUAUUGCUUCCUGCGAGCUUUGGUCGCCACCUGUUUGGAUUACCCCUAAUUUGCGCUAGACGUUAUCGAGGCUUCGGAAUUUCAGUUAGAGUUAUACUUUU
Phoenix dactylifera (date palm) is the source of this 1209-nucleotide messenger RNA. The record is from RefSeq and is a predicted model, not a curated record. Lineage: Eukaryota; Viridiplantae; Streptophyta; Magnoliopsida; Arecales; Arecaceae.